AUGAUAUUACAUACAGUGAUCAGCUUACCUCAAAUUAAUCUUCAUCUGACAGAUUCAAUUGAGGAAACCGAUAGUGAUCAUGCAUUACAACAUAACUGCUUGUACGUUACUAUUCCUACUAAAAAUACGAAUGAUUCUCGUCAGAUUAUGUUCUAUUGUUUGAGUGAAUGGCCAUCAAAAUGGAAUAUACAGAAGAAUAAUCGUGAUCGUAUGUUUACUUUCGAAAUGCUCUAUCAACAAGGUAUUACUAGUUGGGAACUAUACACUUGGUCAGCGCCAAUGGACGUAGUUGAACGCUAUGAGUACUAUAUUCAACAUGUUAAAAUAUCAAAUAUCACAUCAAUGGCUGCACAUCUCUUUUACAAUUGCACAGGGCCUAGAUUUGGCCCCAUGUGUCAAUAUAGUUUCAAUGACUACGAACCUUAUCAUUCAACGUUGACUGAAAUCGUCGAUUAUUCCUUUAUGCAAAGAUCUGAAUUGACAACAUUGACAUGUUAUAUUCAUCUACAGUGUAAUCGUGGUGCCAUAAUGGCAUGUCUUGAUUGGAGUGAAAUUUGUGAUGGAAAAAUUGAUUGUAUUGAUGGUGGGCGGGAUGAAGAAAAUUGUUGGCAACUUGAAAUCAACGAAUGUGGAAAUGAUGAAUAUCGAUGCGUAAAUGGGCAAUGCAUACCCAAGAGAUUCUUUCAUGAUGAUCCUUCUAUUCCCGACUGCCUCGAUAGAACCGAUGAGCUUAGUUCAACUCACAUAUUAGCUAAAAAAUGUAUUACGGCACAGCCAACUUUUACAUGCGAAGAUGGUGUUUGCCCAACAGGCGAUACUGACUUCGGCAAACCUUUCUCAAACUUUUGCUCAAAAAAUCGACUGGCCUUAAUUUUGGAAGCUAUACUGUUGGAGAAACCAAAUACAGUCAAGGACAUUUGCUGGUCAACCUUUUUAUGCGUUCUUCAUGUUAAGGAUAUCUUUAGCCCUGAAUGUUUUAAAUGUCGUCAUCAUGGCACCUGUAAGAAAAUCAUCGAAGCAUCUUGCCCUGGUCUUAUGCUCAUCCCAAACAGCCCCAUUUUCUUUGGCAAUAUCUAUUUUGCCUAUACGAAUAAUGAAUCUAAAGAGAUGAUGUAUGAAACACAACCACCACAAUACAUUUGCUACAGAGAGCCUAUAUUCCAAGAAUAUUUUGCAAAUACUUCAUCGGUGCCAUUUAAUAAUCUUACAUGUCAUCAUCAUGACCAAUUUAAGAUAGACUACUUCCUAGGAAUAGGUUCUUGGAAAGAUUUAGUUUUUGAAACUGCGUUCGAAUAUUUUUGGCCAUACAAUCCAACAGCUAUUACCGAUUCGGUACUUUGUAAUAAACCUAACAUGUAUCAAUGUUUAAAUUCAACUAAGUGUAUUUCGAAAGAUCGUCUCAACGAUAAAAUAAUAGAUUGUUAUUAUGCUGACGAUGAAGGCAGUGGACUAGUCAAUAAUAUUUGUUUGAAUGCAAAAUAUUUUAAAUGUGAGGCAACAAAAAAAUGCAUUUCUAAUCGUUUCGUCGAAGAUGGUAUGUGCGAUUGUCCAUUCUAUGACAAAAGUAUCUGCGUAGAUGAAUCUCUUGACAUCGAUAUAUCACAACGUCACAUUUCAUUUCAGACAAUAUGUGAUGGUUUCACUGAACUGUUACCGAUUACUAUUGAUGGCGCAAAUGAAACAGACGAAACCAACUGUGAAGGAUAUCCAUGCAAUAAUACGUACACACGAUGCAACGGCAUAUGGAAUUGUUAUAAUGGAGCCGACGAAGUCGAUUGCGAUUCUUCGCCAUUAAUCCAAUGUAGUCGUCACCAUCAUAUUUGUGUAUUACCUGAUACAAAUCAACUUACAUGUUUACCAAUCACACGAGCCAAUGAUGGAAAAGUAGAUUGUCUAGGUGGUACUGAUGAACCAAAGCUUUGCCGAUCAUAUCAUACUGAUCAUGUGCAAGAUAAAUUUUAUUGUAGAAAUGACACCGAAAAUAUCUGCAUACGUUCCAUUUUGCUAUGUGACUCACUAACACAAUGCAGACUGCGAGAGGAUGAACAAUUUUGCUAUCACAAACCCAUUAUUCUGCUACCUGAUGCUCCAAACUUAGAUGAAUUUAAACCAUUGAAUAGUGAUGCUCAAGAUUUUUUUCGUAAACAUUUCAGUAACACACCUAAACGUCAUAUAGUACACUUUUCCCUUGGUAAACAACAAAAAUCAACCACUACAAUCAAACAAGAUGAUCAAAUGAUAUCAAUCACGUCAUCAGCAACAGAUCGAACUUUCGUUAAACGUGAACAACGAUGUCAUCGUGGUAUUGAAUUGACGGUUUGGUUAGAUGAUGAAAAAAAUUUAACUACAAGUACAUGUCUUUGUCCACCGAGUUUCUAUGGUGAUCGAUGUCAAUAUCAAAAUCAACGUGUUAGUCUCACAUUAACAUUUGCAGCUUUUCCCGACUCUUGGCGAAUACCAUUUCUAUUUCUUAUCAUGCUUAUUGACAAUACUCAUGAACGAACAAUUCAUACAUAUGAACAGUUGACGUAUCUACCCGUGCAUGACUGUAGAAUAAAAUACGGUAUUUACUUACUCUAUUCCAUACGGCCAAAAGAAUUAGAACCGACGCAAUAUUCAAUACACAUCGAUAUAUUUGAAAAGAUUUCAUUAAAAUAUCGAGGAAGCUGGUUGGUACCGCUGAAUUAUUCAUUUCUACCUGUACAUCGUAUUGCUACAGAAUUAACAAUACCCCGUGAAAAGAAUGGACUUGACACUUGUUUGGAUAAGAAUUGUAUUCACGGUGGAUGUGUCACAUAUGCAAAUAGUCUCGUUGGUAAAUCGUUCUGUCGAUGCCAUCAAGGUUGGUCUGGUUGGUACUGUACGAUUCCAUAUGACUGUACAUGUUCCUCAGAUUCAUUAUGCAUUGGGAAGGCAGCUAAUAAACGACCGGUUUGCAUUUGUCCUGUCGAAAAGUUUGGUUCUCGAUGUUUGCUUGGUAAUUUAGCACAUGAUAUAGAUCAAAAUAGCACAUGCCAAAAUGGUGGUCAAUAUAUACCCUUGAAUGGAAACAAUGCACUCGAAAGAAAGUUCAUAUGUGUUUGUCGUAAAGGUUUUACUGGGAAUCAAUGUGAAAGGGUUGGUUCAAAGAUUAUCAUAACAUUUCAUAAAGAUAUUGUUUUACCAGAAUCAAUGCUUGUGCAUUUCAUUGAAGUAAUCGAGAAUGAGCAACCGAAUAUUGCAACGACAUUCGCAACGAUUCCGAUAUGGACACGAACCACAGGUUUACUUUGGUCACGCCCAUUUCACAUUGUUUUUGUUGAACUAAGUAAGAAGUAUUAUCUAAGUAUUAUUCAAACGGCAUAUAAUCGAUCGAUGACACAUAUAAAAACUAUUGAACCAUCCGAUCGCUGUGUACAUAUUAGUGAAUUAUUUCAUCAGACGGUCGUUCGAUCGCACAUGCUCCGUCGUAUCAAGCUCUAUCAUGUUCCAUGUCAAAAUCGCUCUACUCAUCUCUCUUGUUUCUAUGAUGAAGCACACUUAUGUAUAUGUGAUAGCUUUGGUGAUCAAAGAUUGGCUAAUUGCUUUGAAUUUAAUCAUCAGAUGAAACUGGAUUGUUUUGGUCAAAAUUCAUGUCAAAAUGGUGCCGAAUGUUUUCAAGAUAAUCGGAUUUGUCCACAAGCAUCAAUGUGUGUUUGCCCUCGAUGCUUCUAUGGAGCUCGAUGCCAAUUCAGUACACAUGGUUUCAGUUUGUCGCUCGAUGCUAUUUUGAGUUAUCAUAUUCGGCCGGGCACUAGUAUUCUUAAUCAACCAACAGCUGUACAAGUAAGCAUAGUGGUGUCCACCGCAAUGAUCUUGAUAGGAUCUAUAAAUGGUAUUCUUUCUCUAAUUACAUUUCGAAAUCAAACAAUACUAAAGUUUAGUAGCGGCUUCUAUCUCUUAUGCUCAUCGAUAACAACUUUAAUCACGGUUAUCAUUUGGACUCUUAAGUUUUGGAUACUUAUUGCGAUACAAACAGGAUUGAUCUCAAAUCAAUCAUUCUUAUAUGUACAAUGUGUUUUAAUCGAUUUUUUCUUACAAAUUGGCCUAAAUAUGAAUCAAUGGUUUAAUGCAUGUAUAGCCACGGAUCGAGCAAUAAUUACAAUGAAAGGUAUUAAUUUCGAUCAAAAGAAGAGUAAGAAAAUGGCUAAAUACAUUAUUAUUGGUCUGUUUAUAUUCACAAUCAUGACAAGCAUACACGAUCCUAUUCAUCGACGUUUGAUUGACGAUGAGAAUGAUUAUGAAAAACGAAUCUGGUGUACCUUAGCAUAUUCGCGAGGUUUGAAAAAGUUCGAUUUGAUUAUGAAUAUUUUUCACUUUAUCAUACCAUUUAUAAUGAAUUUUGUAUCGGCUUUAUUGAUUAUUAUCAUAACGACUAAAAAGCGUAUUAACGCUCGAACAGAUCUAUCUUACGAACAGACCUUGUAUCAACAAUUCCUGCAACAUUAUAACCUUUUGGUUGCUCCAUGUGUUUUGGUUCUAAUUGCUAUACCACGAGCAAUUCUUUCAUUUGUUUCGGGGUGUAUGAAUACUCCUCGAGAAUACUGGUUAUUUCUUAUUGGAUACUUUAUUUCAUUCAUCCCUCUGCUUCUUGGUUUUAUCUUAUUUGUUCUGCCAUCGAAGAUUUAUAAGGAAGAGUUUCGCAAAACUGUUACACGAUACGGCAAGUUCCUUCAAUCAUACCGGAACCGUCUCUUCCAUUGA
Molecule: messenger RNA, 4722 nt
Organism: Rotaria socialis
Lineage: Eukaryota; Metazoa; Rotifera; Eurotatoria; Philodinida; Philodinidae
Source: the annotation of a GenBank genome assembly